AUGACCAAUAGGAAUCAAAGAUUAAUUAAUCGCAGACCAAUAAAUGGUAGAUAUUUUAGAAUUUUUAAAAUUGGCUUCUUCAUGACAAUUUUUAGUACAGGGUCGUUAAUGGUGGUGAUGUAUUUCGUCAGGAAAUGGUUGAAAGAAAAUAAAGAACGUCGAAUUGAGGAAAAAAUGAUGCGUGAACGAAUUAUUAAACGAUAUGAAGAGACACAGAAUGAUUCCAUAAAGGUCUUAAUGGGAUUGAUUCCUGUUUUUAAUAAGGUUAUUGAAAAAAAUGAUGAUAAGAAUGAUUUGAAUGAAUUAAUUGAAAGUAUUAAAUUAGAGAAAGAUAAGCAGAUGAAAAGUAAAAUUUGGAAUGAAUUAAAAAUUAAAAGUAUAAUUCGAAUGAUAAUAAAUUGUUAUAUGAUUUCGUCAUUAAUGUUAUUUAUUAAGUUACAAUUAAAUAUACUAACUCGUCGAGAAUACGUUAGUACCUCUAUUGAAUUAAUCAAAUUGCGUGACGAGGCUGAAAGACAAAGGAAAAGGAGCACUAAUGAUAGGUGGUUUAACAAGGUAAUAAAUUUAAUGAAUUGGAAUGAUACUACAAGUAUCGCAAAGGAAAAUAAAAGUCUGGCUACUGAUAAGGGUAAAGAUAUUAAUGAACAAGCGUUUUUGUCCCUAUCGUGGUGGAUUAUUAAUAUCGGAUGGAAAUAUUAUUAUGAUAUAAUUUCUAUAGAAGUAGAAAAUGAAUUUAAUGAUGAGAUUAUUAAAGUUUAUGAGGAAAUCAGUCCCGAAGAAUUUAAAAUAAAGAUUGAUAAAAUUUUUGUAAAUAUUAAUUCAAAACUUUUCAUUAGAACUAAAGUAGAAACAAGUGUAAAUGCUACUGUUCCUGAAAAUAUUGAUAUUAAUAAUAAUAAUAAUAAUAAUAAUAAUAAUAAAAAUAAUAAAAAUAAUAAAAAUAAUAAAAAUAAUAAAAAUAAUAAUAAUAGUGACUUGAUAAUGAAAAUAUUUUUACCUGUAGAAGAGGAACAAUUACAAUUACUAUUAAGACAAACUAUUGAAGGAGAUAACAAGCAAGAUAUUUCAUUGUUAAAAGAAUUAAUGGAUGAAAUAGAAAUGAUUCUUUAUAGUGAAAGCAGUGAGCUUGUAUUGAAAGAAUUGAUUAAUGAAAGUGAACUUUUAUGUUUUGAAAAAAUUAGGGAAACUCUUGAAGAAAAUAAAAAGAGUAGUUAUAAAUUGGCAGAAUUUGUAAGUUUAUUGAGUAAAAAGAAGCUUAAUGAUUAUGAAUAUGUGAAUCGGUUAGAUGCUGUUAAUUCUUUAGAAGAAUUGAGUGCUAAUGUCUAUAGUAAUUUUCAAUUUUAA
Henningerozyma blattae CBS 6284 is the source of this 1344-nucleotide messenger RNA. It is a transcript of the gene PEX3, whose product is annotated as Pex3p. Gene Ontology annotation, biological process: protein import into peroxisome membrane. Gene Ontology annotation, cellular component: peroxisomal membrane. The coding region runs from base 1 to 1344 and encodes 447 amino acids. NCBI's taxonomy places the organism in Eukaryota, Fungi, Ascomycota, Saccharomycetes, Saccharomycetales, Saccharomycetaceae. Gene Ontology annotation, molecular function: protein-macromolecule adaptor activity. The transcript has a single exon. The record is from RefSeq and is a predicted model, not a curated record.